Messenger RNA from Actinia tenebrosa (Australian red waratah sea anemone), 3243 nucleotides. Its product is annotated as polypeptide N-acetylgalactosaminyltransferase 11. The record is from RefSeq and is a predicted model, not a curated record. Gene Ontology annotation, biological process: protein O-linked glycosylation; regulation of Notch signaling pathway. Gene Ontology annotation, cellular component: Golgi apparatus. Gene Ontology annotation, molecular function: Notch binding; polypeptide N-acetylgalactosaminyltransferase activity. Lineage: Eukaryota; Metazoa; Cnidaria; Anthozoa; Actiniaria; Actiniidae.
UUAGAUUCCACACGCGCCAGAUUGGAUGGUGGCCUAAGUAGGUGCUUUUCUAUCUUGGGGAAAAUUUUUUUUGAUCCGCACUUUUCUCUGCAUUUCGAAUUGGAAAUUAAAUCAAGCGAUCACCAAAGGAAAGCAAGAUUAACAUAUAAUCAAGAAGCCACUCAUCGACUUGGUUUUCCCCAUUGUUAUAUGUUGGACCUCGUAGACUGUAAUAAACAAGCGCUCUUUCUGUUUUGAUUUGAGAUUUUCAUCUCAUGCAGUGCAAAGUCUGACCUUUCUUCGCAAAGGGGUGCAGCCAUCAUGCAGAGAAGCCAAUCCAGUGCACACAGCAUGUUUUGUCCUCGGAUUUUCAUGUACGUGUACCGUACAUCUGCAGAAUCAAAACACCAGUGAAGUCCUGAUUAUCAUUGAAAACUUCUUAAAUCAAAGGAUUAUCGAGCUCAUUAGCUUAUGACUGAGAAAUGUUUUCUUCUCUUCUUUGGAGCACGUUAUGGUGUAGAUGUACGUGUGGAUAAACAAAAUCAAUACACAUUCUGUUUAUUAUAUUAUAUUUGUCAUCUUAAUAGCCUGCAGCUUCAAUGCUACUGUAUCUCCAAAAGCAGAUUGCAAUUAUGAGAAUGAAAUUAUGUCAACGCUAUAUUUGUCUCUGCUUGUUCUUGGUAAUUUUCAUUUGGACGAUACUCAAUCUUAUGACGCUAUUUUUCUCCGGAGACAUGAAGUCUAAAGUCUUAAACGAUUUCGAUGAUGAGAGCCACAUUUCCGAUUCUGUCGGAGGUUCCGACAAUGAUCAAGAUGUUAAUGAAGUGGGAAUUGUUCUGAAUAACGAGGAUUCAAAGUUGAUAGAGCAUGGAUAUACGAAACAUGCGUUCAAUCUCUUGAUUAGUAAACGGCUUGGAUUGCACCGUCAAAUCAAGGACACUAGGCACGAACGGUGUCAAUUAAAAACAUAUUCACCAGAUCUCCCAUUCGCAAGCAUCAUUAUUUGUUUUCACAAUGAAGCUUGGACUGUCCUGCUUAGAACAUUACACAGUGUGCUAGACAGAACAUCAGAAUACUUACAGGAAAUAAUUUUAGUCGAUGAUUUUAGUGAUAUUACAUACUUGAAGCAUGAGCUUGACAAUUAUAUUUCAAAUUACCCAAAAAUUAGAAUUAUUAGAGCUAAAAAAAGAGAGGGACUCAUACGUGGAAGAAUGAUUGGAGCGAAUGCAGCUCUAGGACAAGUUUUGGUAUUUUUAGAUAGUCACUGUGAAGUAAAUGUCAACUGGUUGCCACCUUUGCUGGAGCGUAUCAAGUUGGACCGUCACACUGUUGUUUGUCCAGUAAUUGAUAUUAUAAGUGCCGAUACAUUUGAAUAUAAAGCAUCUCCAGCAGUGAGAGGAGGAUUUAACUGGGGCCUUCAUUUUUCUUGGGACCAACUGUCACCAGCGUCAUUCAAAAGCUCUGAAGACCAUGUAAAGCCUAUUAGGUCUCCUACCAUGGCUGGUGGUCUUUUUGCUAUUGACAAAGAGUAUUUUCACUAUCUUGGUGACUAUGAUCCAGGCAUGGAAAUCUGGGGAGCAGAAAAUUUAGAAAUUUCAUUCAGAAUAUGGAUGUGUGGAGGGCAAUUGGAAAUAAUUCCAUGUUCUCGUGUUGGUCAUAUUUUUCGCCGUCGAAGACCAUAUGGUUCAGACUCAAAAGGAGACACAAUGGCUCAAAACUCCAUACGACUUGCCGAAGUGUGGUUGGAUGAAUACAAGAAGUACUUUUAUGAUGUCCGCAAAGAUCUAAUUGGAAAAUCAUUUGGUAACAUAACAAGUAGAUUAAACCUGAGGAAAAGACUUAAUUGCAAGUCUUUCAAGUGGUAUUUAGAAAAUAUCUACCCAGAGAUGUUGUUUCCUAAUAAAAGAUCUGAAAAGAUAGUCCAUCUUCCACAAAGGAGGAAUCCAGCUACUGUAUGGAAAGGAAAGUUGCAGUCAAUUGGACGGCAAGGAUACUGUUUGGACAGUCCUGGCCAGUCAAGUCAGAAAAGAGCACAGGUGGUGCUUCAUAACUGUGAUGAAAUUAAUUCUAAGUAUUGGUCAUUUAAUGAAGACAGAGAACUAAAACUUGAUGGCUUGUUGUGUUUGGAGGCUUCCAUUGUACGAGUUAAGAAAAGUAUCAGGAUUAUGAAAUGCCAUGGCCAGGGAGGAGAUCAGGAAUGGAAGUAUAUGAAGAACAAGAAUCUUCUUUAUCAUGCAUCAACUGGUUUGUGCCUGACUCUAGGUGAUGGAUUUAAUAUUGAAAUGGGAAUUUGUAAAAAGAAUGAAGAAAAGCAAAAAUGGAAAUUUGUUUAUUAAAGCAACAUACAGUAAGGAUAGAGGCAACUUAAAAUUCAUCUAUCAAUAAUCAUUAUCGGAAAAAUGUUUUCUAGAAAAUAUCCCCUUUUCUAAUGCAGAAUCUUUCACACGAAAUCAUUUUCUUUUAAAUAAAUAUUUUUGAAAAAUUUGAAAGAGUUUUUAAAAGAUAAGUUGGACAGCAAUAAUGGCCAGCCCUAUAUAUAUAAAUUAUACACAUAUUUAUCAUAUGACCUGUAUAUGCCCGGGCGCACAUGCUCUUAAAAAUGAUAUUAGCAGGGCCAUACGGCUUUGAGCAAGCAGGGCCGUAUGAAUCCAUACGGCCCUGCUCAAAACCUGCAACUGUAUUGACAUAAUUUGACAUAACUUUUAAAAUAUCUUUUUUAUUUAGGGUCAUAUAAUAAAAUGCUUAUCGACUAAGUUAGGUCGGGCAGUACAGGAAAAUAUUUGGCUCUCGGUUAUUUGUACAGACCUUGCUGUGCUCAGUCCAUACAGCAUCACCUCAAGCCAAAUAUUUUCCUGUAUGGCCCUCCCACUCAGUCAAGAAAUACAUAGUAUGCAAUGCCAGUCUACAAUCUUUGAAAAAAAAGUUUAGUUGCAAAAAUGGAAAAUUUGAAAGUAAACUCUUUUUUCUGAUCAAUCAAAUAUCUUGUGAUGUGAAUCUUGUGUGAUAUAGGUCUAUUAUAUAAGCAUGACAUUAUGUCCUCUUUGUCAUAUAUAGGUUGUGUAGCAGCUCAAAACAGAUGGUGAUGGGGAGGGGGUCAAGGUUUCUUACAGCCCCCAACCCCCCAUCCAUUUUUGGCUACUACACAGGCUAUAGCCGUUUGUGCACAAUGAUCCACACAGAAUAUUCAUAUCAAGAUUUAUAAAUAUAAUCUGCUCUGGCUGUAAGGAUUGCAUUCUUGAGGUAAAUAAAUGCACAUUCACUUUU